AUGGAGGCCUCUAUUCCCCUGCAGGUUAAGAAGCUCACGCCGCAGGGCAGACUGCCCACGCGCGGCAGUGCCUUCGCCGCCGGCUACGACCUGUACGCCGCGAGGGACACCGUUGUGCCCGCGAGGGGAAAGGUGCUCGUCGAUACGGACAUUAGCAUUGCCACGCCCGCGGGAACAUAUGGCCGUAUUGCUCCCCGCUCUGGCCUCGCGUCCAAGCACUUCAUCGACACUGGUGCGGGCGUCAUCGACGCUGACUACCGCGGACCCCUCAAGGUUCUUCUGUUCAACCACGCGGACGCCGACUACGAGAUCAAGGAGGGCGACCGAAUCGCCCAGCUUGUGCUGGAGAGGAUUGUGACCCCCGACGUCGUCGAGGUGGAGGAGCUGGAGGAGAGCGUGAGAGGAGCCGGUGGAUUUGGAAGCACGGGCAAGAACUAA
Trichoderma virens Gv29-8 is the source of this 438-nucleotide messenger RNA. RefSeq lists its product as uncharacterized. Lineage: Eukaryota; Fungi; Ascomycota; Sordariomycetes; Hypocreales; Hypocreaceae. Gene Ontology annotation, biological process: dUMP biosynthetic process; dUTP catabolic process. The coding region runs from base 1 to 438 and encodes 145 amino acids. The transcript has 2 exons. Gene Ontology annotation, molecular function: magnesium ion binding; dUTP diphosphatase activity. The record is from RefSeq and is a predicted model, not a curated record.